Molecule: messenger RNA, 3244 nt
Organism: Drosophila serrata
Lineage: Eukaryota; Metazoa; Arthropoda; Insecta; Diptera; Drosophilidae
Gene: Rbp1-like
Product: RNA-binding protein Rbp1-like
Molecular function (GO): RNA binding
Source: RefSeq, a predicted model, not a curated record
AACGCCAUCUUUUUUCCGCAAACAUUGUAAAAUUUUUUUUUGGCUUGGGUGUGUUCGCUGCUGCUGCGAAGAAAAACUGCAAUCUCACGGGCCAGCAGCUGUCUUACAUUGUAAAAUCACAGUACCAGACAACAGGUCUGCAUUUGGCGAGCCACUGACGAAGUCGGGACACGGGGCAGAAGGAGCGACAAGCAAGUGAAAGGAAGACACAAAUAUUCUCAGCAAGAUGCCACGCUAUCGGGAGUGGGACUUGGCCUGCAAGGUCUACGUUGGCAACCUGGGCUCCUCGGCCUCCAAGUACGAGAUUGAGAAUGCGUUUAGCAAGUAUGGGCCCUUGCGCAACGUCUGGGUGGCCCGCAAUCCGCCUGGCUUCGCCUUCGUCGAGUUCGAGGAUAGACGCGACGCCGAGGACGCAACCCGUGGCCUAGACGGCACCCGCUGCUGUGGCACCCGCAUCCGCGUGGAGAUGUCCUCGGGCCGUUCCCGCGAGGGACGCGGUGGUGGCGGCGGCGGAGGCGGAGGAGGUGGCGGCGGAGCGCGAGGCGGUGGCGGAGGCGGCGGUGGAGCCCGUGCUGGCGGUGGAACUCGAGCUGGCGACGGCGGUGGACGCUAUAGGAUAAAGUCUUCUUCUUCUACUACAACAAGCACAACAACAAUAAGAACAACAACAACAGCUACUACUACUACUACUAGAACUUCUACUACUCCUCUUCCUUCAACAACAACAACAACAGCUACUACAAGAACAACUUCACGUCUCACCACUACUACUACUAUUACUACCACCACCAGUACAACUGCAGAUCCUGCUCCUCCUAUUACACACAUUUCACCAACACCAAAACCACCAACGAAGCCAUGUGUAGUCAUAUUUUCGACAAUCAACAACAACUACACCUGCAGACGCAACUCGUUGUGUGGCUUUGGUCAGAUAUUCAACAAGUUCGAUAUAUUCCGCUGACCACACAAUACCAGAACCAAUCACCAAACGACCGAAACCGCAACACUAUGUUACAACAACAACACAACAAAAUCCAACACCAAUACCCCCACACCUUGAGCUCCGAAUCAGCAAUCAGCAAAUCAUCACAACCUCAGCUCGGCAACGUCUCCAGCUCUGCAGCUACUCGAACCAGAAUAGUGCACCCACAUCACAAACACAUAACACAAACCAGCAUCAUUCAUUAAUUCCCUUGUUAAAUUGGUGUGUCCAGAACCACUCCUCGUACCCGCGGAGGAAUCUUCACUCUUAGGGAUGCAUAAUAAUCAAAGAAACAAAGCACAAUGCAGCGCCAGAUUUUGUAUUCUAUUUUUAGUAGAUAUUCAGAACUUUGUUUCAUUUUACUUGGCCAACUGACAAAUGUUUCAUAAGCGCAAUAUUGUAUGCAGGCUGUUUUUAAUUAUCUGUUGGUUGUAUAUCUUAAAUGACAAUAUUUGGUAGUAUUUUCGAUUGUUAUAUUCUGCCUUCUGCAAAUUUAAAAUACAUAUAUUUUUCAGAAAAUAUUUGCUAGUAUUUUCGACUGUUAUAUUUUGCCUUCUGGAAGUUUAAAAUGCAUAUAUUUUUCAGAAAAUUGAAAAGUUACUUUAUAAAAUGUCAGCGGUAAUUGUAAUUAAAUAUUUAAAUAGCUAAAUGAUCAUUGUGCAUUUUAGGAGUUGAGAGAACUCUCAUCCCUAACCAUUCCUCAUCUUCAAGUUCCCAGAAAACACAUGCCUUCAAGUCACACAAUUAACAAUCUUACACUAAUCACCAAAGAACAACUGCGUCCUCGACAUCAGCGGCAACAGAGCAACUCCAUAACCGUAAUGGCCAAACUCCAUCAACAAUCUAACUCCAAAUCUCUGCAUACUCAUAUAUGUAUUAUAUAUAUAGAAUAAUAUAUAUUUAUACACUCACCACUUGGGCAACGCUUCAAUAAGUCAACUUCCAACGCCUCCAAGAUCUUCGGCUGUGUCUUCCGGCUGACUCGAACUCGAACUCGAAGCCAGCCAGCUUCUUCUUCGUCCACCGAAUCUCUUCCGUCCCCAACAAACAACCAAUCAGCCAAGCCACCAACCAAAACCACCAAACAACCAACCAACCAACCAACCACCUCAUCACUCGUCAUCUCUAGUGCAGCUACAGCAUCAGCAACCAGCUUCAGCUACGGCUACAAAGAGCAACAGCAGCAACAGCUACUCCAGUGCAACAGCAGGCAGGCAGGCAGCCGACAGGCAGGAACCAGCAAACAGUGUUGGAUGGGACUGAAUCCCUAGGGCUUUGGCCCCAUCCUUGAUCUCUUGUUGGUUCCACCACACCCAGUAGUUGCACCUUUCCCUUGAAAUCAAUCAAGAUUGAGGAUGCUUUUACGCUAAUAUACCUUCAAUCACAGCAAGUAUGAAACCUUUCGCAGAGCCCGUUUGUUCCCUUAACAAAUCAAAACUUUAAAAACUUGAAGAAAGCGGGGAAACGAAACGAAAACGUAACGUAAUCGUAAUCGUAAAUGUCUCUAACCAAAUCCGUUUCUUAUUUUUUCUAUUUAUGGUUUCUGCUAAUGUUUUUUUGUCUUUCGUUCUUGUAUCCUAACACCUACUGAGAUAAUGUUGUUAAAGCUAACUGUCUGCUCUACAUAAUAUAUAUAUAUGAUAUACACUAUAUAUAUGUAUAAUUUAUGUACUACUUGUGUGUGCAUUGACUUAAAGUCUGACUCUUCACCAACGAACCAAUUAAGAAAAGAAACAACAGACCGACCAACCAAGCAAGCACCAGAAUCAGCAGCAGGCAGGGUCCUCUUCGAGACUUCGUUUCCGUCUUCAUCUCAGGCUCCACAAGUCGCGGAUGGUAGGAGCACCACCGACCACCGACCACCAACCACAACCACAAUUACCACCACCAACCUGCUCCCUUCUUGCUGCUAACUGAUGCUUUACCCACAACUGCUUCUUCAUCUCCGAACCUCGUUCUUCAGCUGCUGCAACUGCAAUAAUGCGGAACGAAACAGAGAUCUAAAAGAGUCACCAAAGAAUAAAAAUAAAACUACACACACCAACCAAAACCACCAACAGCCACAACAAAACACCACCUUAGUCACAGUCAAUCAGCUCAGUAUCAGUAUCGUAUCAACUGUCCAAACUACAACUCAACAACAACAACAACCUACUAUUACUACAACUCAACUACUACAACUCAACAACAAGAACAACAGUCUUCUCAGUCUGCUCUGCUCAUCAACCAACUAAGCAACCAACCAACCAACCAACCAACCAA